Messenger RNA from Onychostoma macrolepis, 4321 nucleotides. RefSeq names its product anosmin 1a (gene anos1a). Gene Ontology annotation, cellular component: cell surface; extracellular region. NCBI's taxonomy places the organism in Eukaryota, Metazoa, Chordata, Actinopteri, Cypriniformes, Cyprinidae. Gene Ontology annotation, biological process: neuron differentiation. Bases 1392 to 3362 code for a protein of 656 amino acids. Gene Ontology annotation, molecular function: protein binding; peptidase inhibitor activity. The transcript has 14 exons. The record is from RefSeq and is a predicted model, not a curated record.
CCUGGGUUCUCCCUUGUGAAGCCCAAUUCAUUACAGCAGCUCGCAUGACAGAGUGAAAAAAGGCACAUCAUUUUGUUCAAUAUUUCCAACACGUCAUAUUUUCUCCAUUCCUUGGGCGAGGGACCAGUGCCAGAAUGUUUCGAGAUACCUUGUGGUAUACGUUAGUGGUCGUUUUAAACGCUCCGCAUAUAAAACUGUUGUUGUUCUCAGCUACCAGUGAAACCUUUUAAUAGUUGUGGGGUUCCCUGGAUGCUUCCUGCUCCCCUCCAGAUGGGCUCAGGGUUUGGCCCAUGAUGCUGUGGGGUUUCUAUCGGACACACACGUGCACAGCUGCAUUUCAACAACACAGAUGAGACCGAGUGGAAAAUGUGUGCCCUGCAUGGCAUGUUGGCUGAGAUUGUAGAAGCCCUGGUAAAAAUGAACCUAGUACUUUGGGUGAGAAAAUAAGUAAAGGGCAAAUAAUAUUCAUUCAUGAUCAAAUAAAUAAAUCAUGUGGGCUGUCAUAUGUGGUCCUGGACCACAAAACCAGUCAUAAGGGUCAAUUUCUUUGAAUAAAUAAGCUUUCAAUUGAUGUAUGGUUUGUUAUGAUAGGACAAUAUUUGGCCGAGAUACAACUACCUGAACAUCUGGAAUCUGAGGGUGCAAAAAUAUAAUUAAGCAAAUCGCCUUUAAAGUUGUCCAAAUGAAGUCCUUAGCAAUGCAUAUUACUAAUCAAAAAUUAAGUUUUGGUAUAUUUACGGGAGGAAAUUUACAAGAUAUCUUCGUGGAACAUGAUCUUUACUUCAUAUCCUAAUGAUUUUUGGCAUAAAAGAAAAAUCGAUAAUUUUUACCCAUACAGUGUAUUGUUGGCUAUUGCUACAAAUAUAUCUGUGCUACUUAUGACAGUCUCAAAGCAAGAAAUCAUUUCCAUGGGCUGUUUUGUGGUCUACUUCUGUCACCAAAAGAUGGCAGCAGUGCCAAAUGUCUAAUUAAUGCUUAUUAGUUUGAGAAUGAGAAAUCCACAUUUGGAUGGAUGAAUGAAUGAAUAGGUUUCAUUAACUAUGUUUUUUUUUUUUUUUUUAAGGUAUACCGUAUACUGUUUUGCUACCCUCAACAUCUGUAAUCGUUAAUUGUCACAUCCAAACAGUUGUGUUGUGUUCAGCCAUGAAGUGAGCAAUCCAUAGAGAGCAUCAGGCUGUGUACAGUAUCUUCUCCACUGAACAGCUGCUGUGUGCGGUCGGUGCACCUGAUCCCGCGCGUCUCACGGCGCAUUCCUUGGCCAAUAGCAGCGCGCUCUCUGGACAGGCCCCGCCCACACGCGCUCAUUGAACUUUCAUUAUUUGCAUCAAGCGCCUCCACAUCCACUUUUACUUUCACGCUCUUCUGCAGACGGUUCAACAGAGCACUUUGUGAUGGUCAAGAUGCGCGACGCGCUCGCCGGUUUGUGCAUUGGGAUUAUACUGUUAUUAAACAGCGGGUUUGUGGUUAUGAGGAGGCAGGACUCGUCUUCAGCUCUCGGCAGUAUUUUCCGUACGAGGUGCGCCGCCAGGUGCCUGAGCCUUCACAGCACGCGCAUCGCUCUCUCUCCAAGACAUUUCCAGAGUAAUGGAUCCCUUGGAUGGUGUCAGAGCCAUAAACAGUGUGCAAAGUGCCUGGAGCCAUGCAAAGACUCCUGGGAGUUGAAAGAUGGACCUUGUCGAGAUUUAUGUGAGCAUGCGUUUCCCAAGCGUCAUGGCGAGUGUGUGACGAGCUGUGAGUUCCUGCGAUCAGUGAUGGUGGUGAAACAGGGUGACUGUCCUGCGCCGGAGAGAGCCAGUGGGUUUGCAGCUGCCUGUGUGGAGGGGUGUGAGGAAGACGGAGAGUGUUCAGCCCAGAAGAAAUGCUGCCCAAAUGGCUGUGGACACACAUGCCAGUCCCCUAAGAACCUCUACAGGGGUGCUCCUCUGAAGCCCAGGAAGGAGCUGGUCUUUGAGGAGCUGGAGUCUGGAGUGUUGGAAGUGCGCUGGUCCUCCAAGUUCAAUGUGUCAGCAGAGCCGGUGCUGAAUGUUCUGCAGAGGAGGUGGAACUAUGGCAUCCACCCCAGUGAGGAUGGAGCAACUGAGUGGCAAGUGGUGGCUAGAACAUCAGAAGAGCGUGUGUGGCUGACGGACAUUCGGCCCGGUCGCUGGUACCAGUUCAGAGUGGCAGCGGUCAAUGUUCAUGGAACCAGAGGAUACACCACCCCCAGCAGACACUUCAGAUCCUCUAAAGAUCCUGCCCCUCCCCCGGCUCCGUCUGAACUUCAUGUCAGUGACAUGACCUUUGGUGCAGAACGCUCUGUGUCUGUCCGCCUCAGCUGGAGCAUGUCUGCAGAUUUAGACAUCCCUGUUAACCACUACAAACUCUCCUGGAGCUGUUCUGACCAUACUAUGCCAUCCAAACUCAAGAGGAGACAGACUACAAAUGGGGACUCUACCUAUGCUGAGCUGGAUGACUUGAGAGAGAACAGGAGUUACACUGCGGAGUUGCAGGCGGUUUCAUACUGGGGUCAGGUCCCUCUCAAGAGCUCCAAGGCCAUUUUUCAGUUUACUACAAGCCAAAGACAAUCUGAUUUGGAACCCACAGACAGCCCGGUCUUUAUAAAACCCCAGUCAGAUCUAUUAGACGUGGGCACUCCGUUCUAUCAAGAUGGACAGCUUCAGGUCCGGGUCUACUGGAAAAAGAAAGAUCCCACCGUGAAUCGUUACCGUGUGCAGUGGUCUCCGGAAUUCUGCAGUCACAAUGGAUCCAGAACACAGGAGAAGCUCAUCACCCAGGAGAAUUUCGCCAGCCUUCCUGGACUUCAGUUCUCUUGCAAGUAUAAGGUGAUCAUCCAGCCCGUAGGAUCAAAGGGUAAAGCCCAGGCAGAAAGCACAACCUUCUACACCCCGUCCUGUGCUACCAUCCAGAGCAAGAGUCCCAAACCCAUCCCUUGCUCCACAGUCUCAGCAGUGGUUCCUCCAAAGGUCCUGGUCAAGGCAGAGAACCUGACAGCAGCGUUCUCAGUCUACAUGGGGAAUGUGACAGGCCUGUUCUCAUGGGUGGUGGCCAUGCCUCAACUGCCACAGCAGGUCACAGGAUAUCAGGUCACAUGGGCAGAGGUUAUCACAGAGAGUCGCAGAAAUAAUCUGCCCAACAGCCUCAUAUCCCAGUCUCAAAUCCUGCCUCCAGAACGUAAUAUCUUGGUAGUUUCUGGUCUUCAGUUGGCAUCUCUCUACAGACUUGAGGUGCAGGUGAUCACUGCAGGAGGACAAGGCCCAGCAUCCUCCAGAACCUUCCAGACACCAGCUCACAGCAAGCCAGUCCUGCACUACAAACCCAGGAUUAAGAAACACCAUCUAAGGUCGGUGAUAGAACGGCACUGAAGACCACACUGCAAUGAAUCAUCCUGGACCAGAACUGACUCCUCAGGAACACAGAGAACCAGACGAACCAAAGAACAGUUAAUUGCGAAUUGCGAAUUGCGUUUCAGCCUGAGCCAGUCAGCUGCCUCAUAACUCAACAUGGGGACCUGCUGUAAUCUGAAGAUCAAAUUUUGAUUGACGUUACGAUAUUUAAAGCCCCAGUAAUUUCCUGUGGGGGAUCAGCUUCCACAAACUAAUUAAAAUUGAGUAUACUACAAAGACUAGGGCAUCAAAAGCAAAAGCCAUAGGAUAAAAACAAAACAAGUGCAAAUACAAAUACAAGAAAAGGAUUUGAAACUGUAACUUUGUGGUUAUUUGCCUAAAAGACAUGCUUUGAUUUGCACCCUCCCUAAAAAAAAUGGUUACCCACACCCUAAGCGCUGCAAAUGGAGCCUCUUUAAUCCAAUAUUGCAUGUGAUGACUAAUUUGGUUUGACUUGUAAAUAAGCCUGUCUGACUCAAUACAACUGUUUGUGGUUUUGCAUGUGUUCGUUAAGCAUGGAAAUUUACUGUUUGUAUCCCCUUUGUGUCAAUAGCAACAAAUGAGGAAUCAAUGAAAAAAUAUUGCAGCUCUUUAAAAAGAAAAUGUCAUUCAAGUUUAUAAGGGUUUUGUGUGGUGUGUGCUCAAUAUGCUGUAGAGAUAUUUGUUUGCAGUCAUGUAAUUCCUGUAUAUACUGUAUGUUUUUUAUUUAUUUAUGUAUGCAAUUCAAAUGUGUUAUGUGGAUUUGUAACUGUGUGAGUGCAUGAAUGUGUGUGUGUGUAUGUGUGUGUGUGUGUGUGUGUGUUCCCCCAGCAUCAUUCACAAACUGACAAACCCUUGCAAGGAGAUUUUGUAUAAAUAUAUUUGUAAAUUCCCAUAGAUAAUGAAUAUUACUGUACAUAUUUUAUAUGAAUAAAGCUGUUAAACCUUGUUUCCCUUUA